Sorex fumeus (smoky shrew) is the source of this 1869-nucleotide messenger RNA. It is a transcript of the gene KBTBD12, whose product is annotated as kelch repeat and BTB domain containing 12. The coding region runs from base 1 to 1869 and encodes 622 amino acids. The transcript has 5 exons. NCBI's taxonomy places the organism in Eukaryota, Metazoa, Chordata, Mammalia, Eulipotyphla, Soricidae. The record is from RefSeq and is a predicted model, not a curated record. Gene Ontology annotation, molecular function: protein binding.
AUGGAAUGCAAACUCGAGGACGCAGGAAAAUGUCAUCAUAGCUUGAAUUUGCUGAAGCAAAUUAAGAACAUGAGAGAAUUCGCGGAAAUGAUCGAUGUGGUGCUCAUAGCAGAAGGAGAGAGAUUUCCUUGCCACCGACUGGUCCUGGCCGCCUUCAGCCCUUAUUUCAAAGCCAUGUUCACCUGUGGCCUCCUGGAGUGCUCUCAGAGGGAGGUGACCCUCCACGACAUCACGGCGGACAGCGUGUCGGUCCUGCUCCGUUACAUGUACAGCGCGGCGCUUCAGAUCGACAACGCCAACGUGCAGACGGUCGCCACGGCCGCCUACUUCAUGCAGAUGGAAGACGUCUUCGGCGUGUGUCAGAAGUACAUGAUGGACCACAUGGACGCCUCCAACUGCGUGGGCAUCUACCACUUCGCCAAGCAGAUCGGCGCCGAGGACCUCUGCGAUCGGUCGCGGAAGUACCUGUACCAGCACUUCGCCGAGGCCUGCCUGCAGGAGGAAAUCCUGGACGUGGAGGAGCACCAGUUCCUGGCGCUCAUCAGGUCGGACGACCUCAACGUGUCCCGGGAGGAGAGCAUCCUCGAGCUGGUCCUGCGCUGGGUGGACCACGACCGGGCCCUGCGCGCCGCGCACCUGCCCGAGCUGCUGCAGCAGGUGCGGCUGGAGCUGGUGAGCCCCCCGUUCCUCCGGCAGGCCCUGCGCCGGAGCCCCCUGCUGCUGAGCGACGCCGGCUGCAUCGCCCGCAUCCAGCGCGCCUUCGCCGCCAGCAAGGCCCCGCGGCCGCCGCACGCGCCCCUGCGCUACGGCAUGGAGACCACCAGCCUCCUGCUCUGCCUGGGCAACAACUCGGCGGGCAUCCGGUCCCGGCACCGGAGCUACGGCGACGCCAGCUUCUGCUACGACCCCGUCGCCCGCAAGACCUACUUCAUCUCGUCGCCCAAGUACGGCGAGGGCCUGGGCACCGUGUGCGCGGGCGUGGUGAUGGACAGCAACGCCGUGGUGGUGGCCGGGGAGGCCAGCGCGCCCAGGCUCGCCCGGCAGAAGGGCCGGAACGUGGAGAUCUACAGGUAUCAUGAUAGAGGAAACCAGUUCUGGGAAAAGUUAUGCACAACUGAAUUCCGAGAGCUGUAUGCUCUGGGCAGUGUCCACAAUGACCUCUAUGUGAUAGGAGGACAGAUGAAAAUUAAGAACCAGUAUCUGAUUACAAACUGUGUUGAUAAGUACAGUGUAGAACAGGACUAUUGGAAAAGGGUGUCUCCCCUUCCACUACCCUUGGCAUGCCACGCAGUGGUGACAGUGAAGAAUAAACUUUAUGUGAUUGGAGGCUGGACUCCCCAGAUGGAUCUUCCUGAUGAAGAACCUGAUCGAUUAAGCAACAAACUGUUGCAGUAUGACCCCAGCCAAGAUCAAUGGACGGAGCGUGUGCCCAUGAAGUAUUCCAAGUACCGAUUCAGCACGGCUGCACUCAACGGCGAGAUCUAUGUCUUGGGCGGAAUUGGCUGCAUCGGUCGGGACAAGGGGCAGGUUCGGAAGUGCCUGGACGCAGUGGAAAUCUACAACCCCGACGGAGACUUCUGGAGAGAGGGUCCACCUCUGCCCAGCCCCCUGCUCUCCCUUCGAACCAAUUCUACCAACACGGGGGUAGUGGACGGAAAGCUGUAUGUCUGCGGGGGCUUCCACGGAGCAGAUCGCCAUGAAGUCAUCACCAAAGAAAUUCUGGAGCUGGACCCCUGGGAGAACCAGUGGAACGUGGUGGCCGUUAACGUCCUCAUGCACGACAGCUAUGACGUGUGCCUGGUGGCCAGGAUGAAUCCCCGUGACCUCAUCCCCCCACCUUCAGACCUGGUGGAGGAAGAUGAACAAUGA